GUAAACAGAGACGUCCAAUGCGUGAGGUGCUAAUAAAAAGAAAGGUCGAAGUCUUAUCAAAAAAUAGUGGAAUGCAGCGGGACGCGUUAUCAAUGAGCGUCACCGAAGCUGCCUAUAGCAGGAUGAGCUUGAGCUGGCCCCAGCGAUCUCUAAAUUUGAGCACCUCCUUCGCAGCAGCGAUUGAAAGGCAAAACCUGUAGUCACCGCAAGAGUCAUGUGAUCGCGACCCCCAAUUGAGAAGCCUUGCAAAGUUUUUAGGUAACGCUUGAGCGACGGACCAUUGAGUCGUCGUCGAUCGCCUCUAUUGGAACCAAGCAGGAAGGAGGGCCAGAGACGCGAAGAUGUGGUGCUCAAGGAUUUGUGGCCAGUGGCGCCUCUGGAUCCAGCCAGUGAUCAUGAUCCUCUACGCCGUCAUCCUGAUCGUCGUCAUUCCUUUGAUAGUCAAUAAAAGCAUCAACAAUGGUUUUUCCGCCACUGAUCAGGGCAUUAUUAUUGGUGGUGUGUUUGUGAUGAUGGCGUUGCCGAUCUCCUUCUGGGACAUUACACAGCACCUGGCGCACUUUACCAAGCCGUACCUGCAGAAGCACAUAGUACGAAUCCUGUGGAUGGUUCCGAUCUACGCGGUGAACGCUUGGAUCGGACUCGCCCUUCCGUCCGCCUCCAUCUACUUCGACAGUAUUCGAGAAUGUUACGAGGCCUAUGUGAUCUACAACUUCAUGAGGUACCUGCUCAACUACCUCCAAAACGAAAUCGUCGACUACGAGAUGUCCCUCCACAAUAAAAUUGAGGUGCACCACAUGUUCCCAUUGUGCUUCUUGGCGCCCCGAGAGAACGGCCCUGAUCUCUUCCACUUCUGCAAACACGGCAUCCUGCAGUACGUCAUUGUGCGGCCGCUGUCCACCUUUGUCUCGUUCAUCUGCGAGAUCAACAACGUGUAUGGCGAAGGAGUUUUCACGGCCACCGUCGCCUGGCCCUACAUCAUGCUGGUCAACAACUUUUCCCAGUUUGUCGCCAUGUACUGUCUAGUGCUAUUUUACCGCGCCAAUCGGGCCGAACUUGCACCCAUGCGACCCCUGGGAAAAUUCCUCUGCAUCAAGGCUGUUGUUUUCUUCUCAUUUUUCCAGGGUGUGAUCAUCACAAUUCUGGUGUAUUUUGGCGUAAUCGCCGCCAUCUUUGGCACAACCGACACGGAAAGCACCAAGGAUGUGUCAUCCAACAUCCAGAACUUCUUGAUCUGCAUCGAGAUGUUCCUGGCCGCCAUUGCCCACCACUUCACCUUUUCGCACACGCCCUUCAUUGAUCCUGAGAGCGAGCACCGUUCGUGCUGCGAGUCCUUCCUGCACAUGUGGGACGUGUCCGACGUGCAGCAGGACAUUCAGGAGCACUUUGGCGUGGUGGGCAGUUCGCUGAGCAGGAGGAUUCGGGGCCAGUCGUCCUACCAGGCCAUCGCCACAGUGGACGCCGACGAAAGGUCAAAGUUGAUUUACUCGUCGGCAAGUGAUUCCGAGUCGGGCAGCCUGAGAUCAAGUUACACGGUGGCCUCGAGCACAACGGAGGAACCGGCUGUGCCAUAUUAUCACAGUUUAGCAUGAGAUGUUUGCUGACAAAGACUUUGUUAGCUCAAGCAGCCAAGAUGAAGCCAGCGAGCUGCAAACGCGCCUUUUACGAGCCGACGGGGCUUUGAAAGUGACUGACAUGGACACUGAAGUGCCAAACACCGACCAGGACGACCUUGAGGAAGACGUCGAGCUUCUGAGUGUGGACCUAUUGAGAAACUGUGUCUUAUCUGUGGGCAGUGAGGAAUCAAAUGAGGUCAAGGUUCACAACCGCAAUGUGCUCAGUAGAUUGUGGCACUUCUUCAAAGUGACGUUUUGCUUAUGCUACUCGAGCAGAUCCAUGUGAUCAGCUCUACAGAGCAAAACUUUGCAGUUGAAUAAUGAGUUUAUUUUUUGCAACUUUUUCGGCAAGUGUACGAAUAAUAUUCACUAACAUUCUUCUCUACAUUUAACUUACAUAGAUUUUCCACGAUAUUUUGUGAUUUUGAAAUUGUAUCAAAAAUUUAGUCUGAAAUUUCUAAUUCAUCACUCCUGAAUCGGAUAAAUUGGAUAUUUCCUCUUUAUUUGUGCUGACUGAUUCUGCAUUGUCGUAUUAUUUUCUGUUGUACGUAUUAAAAUUUUUACUCUUGAUCAUGCGCUAAUCAAUAAAACAAAACUUUAUAUAUUUAUUGUAA
This is a messenger RNA of Neocloeon triangulifer, 2230 nucleotides long. RefSeq names its product transmembrane protein 184C. Gene Ontology annotation, biological process: transport. The record is from RefSeq and is a predicted model, not a curated record. NCBI's taxonomy places the organism in Eukaryota, Metazoa, Arthropoda, Insecta, Ephemeroptera, Baetidae. Gene Ontology annotation, molecular function: transporter activity. Bases 342 to 1592 code for a protein of 416 amino acids. The transcript has 7 exons.